ACACUGAGGGGUGUGUCCCUAUAAGAGGGGCUGAGCAACAGCAUCCUCUCUGAUACAAACGCAAGCAGAGAAUAGGAGGCAACUGCUACUUUCCAGUUCAUCUUCUCAGGACAGGUGCCUGACUUGCACUCAGCACAGACGCUACUCAGUGUAUGAUGAAGACACCACUAUGGACUCUGCUGCUCCUGGGACUGUGCGUCCCUGGACGCAGUGACUGUCAGAGAGACUGCCUGUCCUGCGGCCAAAUCCUGCCCAAAGAUUAUGCCUUUGACGCACUGGUAUGCCUGGUGGAAUGUGGAAAGGGUUUUCUGGGCCUAAACUGGGAGAUCUGCCGCACAGCCAUGGAAGAAGGACCACUGGAGCCCCUGUCAGUAGAGGGCGCCAUACUGAAAAGAGCCAAGGAGGAGGUGGAAUCUGUUCUCCCGCUGGACCAGGGUGAUGGAGGCCUGUUCUAUUCUGGCGGCUUGCAGAGGUUUGACCAUGCAGCCCGGGCUUUGGGCCUGGACGACCUGGGCAGAGAGAGCCAAAGCACCCAGCUUAAUGCGGUUUACCAGUCCCAGCAGUCUCAGUCUGCAGAGGAAGCUGAGGAAGAGCCAGAAGGAGGCAGGGAGCUGCAGAGUGACCAGGAAGGUGCACCAGUAAACCUGGCCAAACGCUUUGGAGGCUUCCUCAAAAGCAAGUACGGCUAUAGGAAAUUCAUGGACCCUGGCAGGUCUUUACAGAAGAGGUACGGUGGUUUCAUAGGUGUCCGCAAAUCUGCCCGUAAGUGGAACAACCAGAAGCGCUUCAGCGAGUUUCUAAAGCAGUACUUGGGCAUGACCACUCGAGCUAGCGAGUUCAAUAGCGUGUCCACUGAUAUCACCCAGCAGAGCGAAGUGUAGGCCUCUUUGGUAGCAGUAGACUCACCCAGCAAGCCUUCAUUUGUCCUGAAUCAGUUAAGAGAUACAAUACAUGUCUUUGUACAUCUUCAUGAAAACCUGACUAUGGAAUGCCAUAUGUUAAGAAAUGUUCAUCAGAGUAUAAGAUUUCAUAACUACAGACUCAAUACUAGUGCUGGGCGAUAUUGCUAAAAUUCUAUAUCUCAAUAUCCUUCAAGUAUGUCAUGCCGUCAAGGUAUGAGAUGAUAUUUAAGUUUACAUGAAUAAAGUUAAUGAAACCAUGCUCAGUGCUGCUACUCAAUGCUAAAAGAAUGUCUUAUAAACGUGACUUGUUUUCAUUGUUUCGUUCCGUUUUCUUUUCUUAAAAUGACACCAAAGGGAAUCCUAUAUGGUAUUGUAAAUGAUAUCCAGACAGAAACCACAUUUCCAGAAAAAGAUCCUGUUUAUUUAGAUAGUUUAUGUAUUUCAAACUAUUCUUAACAAUUUGAAGAGCUCGGUUUGAAGUUUUUGUUAUCUAUCAAUACUGUUAAAACCAAAAAAAAGGCUUCUUGAGCGACAUCAGUACUGGUAUUAAUGAUAUAUAUUUGUCCAGCACUGUUCAAUGCAGAAGCCAAAGGGAAUCAUUAUAAAACAUGCAAAGCACUGGAAUGUCCAUUCAUUUUCUGUGGGUCCCAAGUAAGGGCUCAUGGCAUUACUAAAUCAUUUUCACCUUAGGUAGUGUCACCACUACUGGUCAGCUAUUUAGCCAGAGAACAAAGAGAACCCAUCUGGGAGAGCUGUGGAUGUCCCUGUCGGCUGAGGCCUCCAUGCUCAAUGGCUAAAGCUGGUUUCCUCUUUACCACACUGCCAUCUAGAGGUCAAUAAGAAACGGCAAUCCCCAUAAAUCAUUAAGACUGCCUCCUUACUGGGCAGUUAUGGAAUGUCAAGGAAGAAAAAUUGUGUUGAAAAUGAGCAGACAAUAGACGCUGACAGUAACAAAGCUAACAAUUUCAACAAGAUCACCCCAGCCUGACAUAGCAGUGAAAGUACUAGGCUUCGCAGCACAGUCUGUUAGACCCUUGCUCUAUUUUCUUAUCUCAGAAAACAACACCGAACGCUCGUCAUUUUGAAAAAGAAAUAACAAACCGGUUUGAGAAUAUGGAAAAUGUAUUUAUGUAAACAGUGCUUUCUGAUUCCUGUAUUUGCUUUUAUUUAUGCGAUACAACCAUUAUACUGCUCACCGUUAAUUAUCAACUGUACAUAGAAAACGAACUGAACUAUGUCAAUAAAAUAGUUUACUAUUUCUUU
Molecule: messenger RNA, 2165 nt
Organism: Pygocentrus nattereri (red-bellied piranha)
Lineage: Eukaryota; Metazoa; Chordata; Actinopteri; Characiformes; Serrasalmidae
Gene: pnoca
Product: prepronociceptin a
Exons: 3
Coding region: 153-881 (242 amino acids)
Biological process (GO): chemical synaptic transmission; sensory perception; neuropeptide signaling pathway
Cellular component (GO): axon terminus; plasma membrane; dendrite
Molecular function (GO): opioid receptor binding
Source: RefSeq, a predicted model, not a curated record